GACUCCGUGACGUCACGGGAGGCGCGGGGCGGGGCGCCGGGAAAGCGAAGUAGGCAGGGGCGAGGCGGCUGGGGACGGCGGGGCGGACGCGGGCGAGCAUGUCGGCUCUGACUCGAGUGGCGUCUUUGGCUCGCGUUGGAGGCCGCCUUUUCAGAAGCGGCCGCGCACAGACUGCUGGAAAUGGUGGAGUCCGUCAGUGAGUGUCGGGCUGGGGAUGGGGGCCUCGCCGGCCUGUAGCGGACAGCGCGGGUCCCCGGGACGCUCUCACCUUGACUGGGGCGCCUGAAGAGGCCGCUUCCCGAGGCAGGCUGGGAUCUGUAGUCCACCCGUCCCCUGACGCCGCGACUCGGGGAGAGGGACCCCGCUGGGCGGAGGGAGAGAGGGAGAGACUUCGUUGGGCAGAUGGGACACCAUGUGCGGGGCCAUCAUGGUCGUAGAGGCCGCCUGCCCUCGGGAGACGCACGCGUGAAUGCCGAGCCGGCUGAGCGAGAAGACGCCGGCGCGGGCGGUCCAGGCGGAGGAAGCAGCCUGCCCGUCGGAUGUGGACGCUACUGGAGCGAGGCGGGGGGCGGCGGCGGUGUGCCGGUGGUGGUGUGCACAUUGAGCCCCGGUAUAGACAGUUCCCCCAGCUGACCAGAUCCCAGGUGUUCCAGAGCGAGUUCUUCAGUGGAUUCAUGUGGUUCUGGAUUCUCUGGCGCUUUUGGCAUGACUCCGAAGAGGUGCUGGGUCACUUUCCUUAUCCUGAUCCUUCCCAGUGGACAGAUGAAGAAUUAGGUAUCCCUCCUGAUGAUGAAGACUGAAGGUGUAGACUCAGCCUCACUCUGUACAAGAGCCAGGUGAGAAUUUCAAGGAUUACCGACUUCAUAUUGCACAUUAAAGUUACAAAUUAAAGUGGCUUGGUCAAGAAUGAGAA
Molecule: messenger RNA, 913 nt
Organism: Symphalangus syndactylus (siamang)
Lineage: Eukaryota; Metazoa; Chordata; Mammalia; Primates; Hylobatidae
Gene: NDUFB2
Product: NADH:ubiquinone oxidoreductase subunit B2
Biological process (GO): mitochondrial respiratory chain complex I assembly
Cellular component (GO): mitochondrial inner membrane; respiratory chain complex I
Source: RefSeq, a predicted model, not a curated record